This is a messenger RNA of Neoarius graeffei (lesser salmon catfish), 564 nucleotides long. It is a transcript of the gene spp2, whose product is annotated as secreted phosphoprotein 2. Gene Ontology annotation, biological process: bone remodeling. Gene Ontology annotation, molecular function: cysteine-type endopeptidase inhibitor activity. Bases 1 to 564 code for a protein of 187 amino acids. Gene Ontology annotation, cellular component: extracellular region. The transcript has 6 exons. The record is from RefSeq and is a predicted model, not a curated record. Lineage: Eukaryota; Metazoa; Chordata; Actinopteri; Siluriformes; Ariidae.
AUGAAGAUGAGGUGUUGUGUUCUGCUUGUGCUGGUUCUCCAAUGCCUGGGAGGCUUAGGCCUCCCUCUGUUUGAACUGAGUUCGAAAGCAGAUGAGGCGCUGAGGAUGGCCCUGGAUGAGCUCAACACUCGUUACUCCCGACAUUACCUCUACAGGGUGUCCAAGGCUACAGUCACAAGAGUUGUUCCACUGGGGACAAACACAUAUGAUAUGAUGCUGAAAUUUGGGAUAAGAGAGACAGAAUGUCGGAAAGGUUCUGGGAUCGACCCUCAGGGUUGCGCCUACCGUAGAGGCUUCUUCGUGUUGGAAUCAGGCUGCCACAUCCGAGCACGACUGAGCGACCGAUUCACCAACAUAGUCUCCCUCAAAUGCAACCCAAUACAAAGUUCUAGCUCUGAGUCGAGUGAAGAGGUGUGGACCGGAUGGCACUAUGAUCCGAAUCGCCUUGCUCAUAGAGAUCCUGUAUCUUCAACUCCAAACUUUGAUGUAGCUCCAUCGAUAAAUCCUGGGCGCCGUACUGACCUCAACGCUCCUGAAGAUUAUUUGAGCAACCAUCUGGAAUAA